AUGCUCUCCCAAGAACCCUGCAAAGCGUGCACCUUCUCCGAGCAACGCGCCCAUUGCAGCAGCUACAAAAGUCAGGUCAAGAUUUUCUAUGAGGGGAGUGACCGCGGCGUUUGGUCUCUGGGCUCAAACCUGAUUCUCAAAGACCGUGGUCCCGAACUUCCAACCGAUGAUGCCGCAAACCUCCGCUUCGUGAAGGAGAACACAACUAUCCUAGUCCCGACUGUUAUUCACCAGCAUGAAACAAGCAACGAGCAUGCCUUGACAAUCAUGACACGCAUCCCUGGUGAGAACCUGGCCGAAGCUUGGCCAAAGCUGUCUAACGCCGAGAAAGAGAAUAUUGCCAAGCAGACUGCCGAAUAUCUUCUUCAACUUCGCCUCCUCCACUCUGAUCGCAUCGAAGCCCACGGUGGUCGUCCUGUGUUCAACGGCUACUUGGUUAAGGCUGAGGAUACUCGUUUCCAUUGUCCAUGUGGCCCUCUAGUCUCUGAUGAGGAGGUCUGGACUGCAUUGGCGCGCAGACUGAAUCCAACCAUUCCCGACGCGGCACGCAACCGGCUUCGACAUUCCAUGCCGCCAACUAAGCCAUUUACCUUUACCCAUCAAGACCUUGCGCACGUCAACAUCAUGGUCCAGGAUGGUGUACUGACCGGUAUCGUGGACCGGGAGCGGGCCGGAUACUUCCCUGUCUGGUGGGAAUAUGCCAUGACUUUAUUCACUGGUGAGGGUCCAGAAGACGCUCAGUGGCAAGGUCUUCUGCGUAAGCACAUGCCACAGAUGGACGAUGUCUAUAAUUGGUUUAAAACCUACUACUUCCUGUGUCUUGAGGAUCUGAACAGUUCUUGGGCGCGAGAUUUUAUUGAAGAGUCUGAGAAGGAUCUGGCAUAG
This is a messenger RNA of Aspergillus homomorphus CBS 101889, 885 nucleotides long. Its product is annotated as aminoglycoside phosphotransferase family protein. The coding region runs from base 1 to 885 and encodes 294 amino acids. The transcript has a single exon. The record is from RefSeq and is a predicted model, not a curated record. NCBI's taxonomy places the organism in Eukaryota, Fungi, Ascomycota, Eurotiomycetes, Eurotiales, Aspergillaceae.